This is a messenger RNA of Vitis vinifera (wine grape), 1169 nucleotides long. RefSeq lists its product as uncharacterized. NCBI's taxonomy places the organism in Eukaryota, Viridiplantae, Streptophyta, Magnoliopsida, Vitales, Vitaceae. Bases 53 to 919 code for a protein of 288 amino acids. Gene Ontology annotation, molecular function: DNA binding; zinc ion binding. The transcript is spliced from 5 exons. Gene Ontology annotation, cellular component: replication fork protection complex; nucleus. Gene Ontology annotation, biological process: replication fork arrest; DNA damage response; DNA replication checkpoint signaling. The record is from RefSeq and is a predicted model, not a curated record.
AAAAAAAAACAAUAAAUAAAAGGCCGAAUUGCAGAGACGAGGCUAAUCGGAUAUGGAGAAAUCAGGAGCGGCGCCCACCGGUUGCUACAAGUGUGGCCGCCCUGGCCACUGGUCACGUGACUGCCCUUCCUCUAACACUAACCCUAAUCCUAACCCUAACCCGAACCCUAAUUCUCAAAACCAAUACUCCUCCUUUAACAAAGGCACUGCCUCCAAGCCGCUAGCCAAAUCCUCCGAGAAGCCCAAAAAGGCCCCGAGAACAAGACCCAAUCUCACUCCCGAGCUUCUUCUCUCCGACAAUGGCCUCGGUUACGUCCUCCGCCACUUCCCUGGCGCUUUUAAGUUUCGCGGCCGCGGACAUGAGGUUAGUGACUUGGGGAACCUGAUUGGCUUGUACUCUGAAUGGCACUCUCAUUUGCUUCCGUACUACUCAUUUGAUCAAUUUGUGCACAAGGUGGAAAAAGUGGGCACAACAAAACGUGUGAAGAUAUGUAUCAGAGAGUUGAGAGAGAGAGUCGAAAAUGGAGGUGAUCUGACAAAGUUCCAUGAACCACCUGUUGAACAUGAAGAUUGCCCAAAUCAUGAUCAAGCUACUGAAGAAGUUAUGAACUCAGUGGAUCCAAGCCAUUAUCAGGGAGAUACAUCUUUAAACCAUGAGGAUGUACAAGAGGACAUGCUUCAUGAGGUUUAUAGGAGUGCUACUGAAGAACCAUCUCAAACCUUGGCCAGUGACAUGGUUGCUGGGGAUGUACCUUCUGAAGGUAGCUCCAAGAAAGAAUUACCAAAUCAAGUUCCUGAGAAUGGACCUAUUCGCUCUGAUAUUCAGAUCACAGAAGAGCAAAAAGCUCGAAUGGAAGCUAACAGGCAGAAGGCACUGGAGAGAGCUGCAGCCCGGGUCCGUUUGCAGCAGGCAGUCUAACCUUUCUUUUUUCUUCUUCAUUUUGUGCAUUGCAAAUCCUAUAUUAAAUUUCUGUGUCAAUGUUGGUUAUCAUUCCCACAGUUACAAACGAUAGAGUGGAAUAUAUAACAAACAAUAUUAUUUCUUUUAGGCCUCUGUGUAGCAGUUUCUCAUUUUUAUUUUUUGUAUUUUGUUUUGAACUUCUAGGGGGGAGGUUUCAUUCUUCAAAAGCCUUCCACAUGAUUGAGAAGACAGAUUUCUCCUGUGUUUC